AUGUUCUUAUCUGUUCUCUACGACUGUAGUCACAAUGGGCUUGUUGAGCGCGGUAUGAACGUUUUUGAGUCAAUGAAAAAUGAGUAUAAGGUUGAACCAAAGCUUGAACACUGCGCAUGCAUUGUUGAUCUCCUUUGCUGGGCUGGAAGGGUUGAAGAUGCAUUUGACAACUACAAGAGGAUGUUCUCCAACUUGAUGCCUGUCGAAAAAAUGCUUUGUUUCAAUGGCCAGAUGGGAUGGGGUGGAAGAAACUUGGCUCAAAAUGAGAUCUUUUGGCCUGAGGAGAACUCCAGUUGUUAUGUAAAGAAUGGAACACAAGAAGAGAGGCAUCAAAUUCCAGAACAAGGAUAA
Fraxinus pennsylvanica is the source of this 351-nucleotide messenger RNA. NCBI's taxonomy places the organism in Eukaryota, Viridiplantae, Streptophyta, Magnoliopsida, Lamiales, Oleaceae. The record is from the annotation of a GenBank genome assembly.